Messenger RNA from Dovyalis caffra, 1263 nucleotides. Lineage: Eukaryota; Viridiplantae; Streptophyta; Magnoliopsida; Malpighiales; Salicaceae. The record is from the annotation of a GenBank genome assembly.
AUGUUGAACUUUAAGGAGUUUUGGACCAAGAAAACAUUGGUGGCUCUUGGAUUGGGACAGUUUCUCUCUCUUCUUAUUACUUCUACUGGAUUUUCAUCCUCUGAACUUGCUAGAAAAGGAAUUAAUGCACCAACUUCUCAAUCUUUUUUAAACUACGUCUUCUUGGCCAUUGUUUAUGGAAGUAUUAUGCUUUACCGGAAGCAAGCACUUAAGGCAAAAUGGUACUACUACGUGAUUCUUUCAUUGGUGGAUGUUGAGGCCAAUUUUCUUGGUGAGUAUAUUCCUCUAGUGGUGUAUGAAGUUGCACUUGCAUAUGCUGCUGAUAAUCCGUUCUGCUAUGUGGUUGAAACAAUUCUUAAAAGAAUUGAUGAAUUAACAAACGGGAACUACAUAUUCUACCUUGAUGUCACUGACCUUACUGGCACUUGCAUUUACAGAUUCAAGAAAAUAGCUGGAGUAGUUGUUUGUGUUGCGGGCCUUGUUAUGGUUGUUUUUUCAGAUGUUCAUGCUGGUGAUCGAUCAGGAGGGAGCAACCCUCGCAAAGGAGAUGCUCUUGUUAUCGCUGGCGCAACGCUGUAUGCUAUAAGUAAUGUCAGUGAGGAGUUUCUUGUGAAAAAUGCUGAUAGAGUUGAGCUCAUGUCGCUGCUGGGCUUUUUUGGUGCCAUAAUCAGUGCCAUUCAAAUUGAUAUCUACAGAGGUCUUCUGGAGCGUGAAGAAGUUAAAGCGAUUCAGUGGUCAGCUGGUGCAGCUCUUCCUUUCUUUGGAUUUGCAGUGGCAAUGUUUUUGUUCUACUCAUUAGUCCCGAUAUUGCUUAAGAUUAGUGGUUCCACAAUGCUCAACUUGUCUCUGCUGACAUCAGACAUGUGGGCUGUUGUGAUUCGCAUCUUUGCUUACCAUGAGAAGGUUGAUUGGAUGUACUUUGCAGCCUUUGCUGCUGUUGCUGUUGGGCUGGUCGUUUAUUCAGGGGUUCCAAAGGUUGGAUUAUGGAAAACAUUUUUGGAUGAAGUAGGUCUGACUGAAUUUGAUGCAAGGGGUGACAAGGAAGAGGAUCAACGCUGUGCUGAUGUUGCUGAUGAAGAUGCUGAGAGAAGUAAGCACUUCGAUGAGGAGGCUUGUUCUGGAAUUCGCAGUCAAAAAUCUGUACUUGGGAGCUCAAAAACCAGGGAUGGUACCAAGCGUGAUCUUGCUAGCACCAGCAUUGGAGGUGAGCAAAACAUUGAAAACAAGAAUGUGGGAAAUGAUGUAUGGGGGAAGAAAUCAUGA